This is a messenger RNA of Ilex paraguariensis (yerba mate), 1070 nucleotides long. The record is from the annotation of a GenBank genome assembly. Lineage: Eukaryota; Viridiplantae; Streptophyta; Magnoliopsida; Aquifoliales; Aquifoliaceae.
CUGAACGGUCUACUGAUGAUACAUGUGACACUUUAUAUAGAUGCAAUUUUAUAGUUUACACCAAACAAACCAUUUCUUAUGAAGUCUGACUGUAAAAGGGUGAGCUUUCAUCUACCAAAUGCAUUUUCUAGCUCACUGGCUUAGUGUGGAAUGUUUUAAUUUCAAGACAAGUUUCAUGGUCUCCACAUAGCAAGCAUUCUCAGCACAGGCAUUCUCCCUACCCUUCUCUUGUGAACACCAGGUCCGAACUGCUUCAAUCUAAUUGCAAGAAAAGGAAGUCAAGGUCCAGGUCACCUGUUCGUCGUCAAAGUCAGGUGCUUUUGGUUUCUGCCCAUGCUGAGAAGAUGUGCUCACUUGUUGCCAUGUUGGGGCUAUCCCGGUCCAGCCACCGGGAAUCCAGGAGAGCGAAAGAGUUCGAAUUUGUUUCCACCUCAUUCGAUUUGAGUGUACGGUUGAAGGACAUUACUGUGAGGAUAAUUCAUGCAGGUGGGAAAGAAGAGCUGUAUCAAAAUCCAAUUCCAGCAUCACAACUAAUGAGGAAGUAUCCAGGAAUGUGUGUUGCUAGGCCUCAAGUCUUCAAAAAUCCCCAUGAUUCCAUUUUAAUGGCAGAAGAGAAGUUGUUACCUGGGCAAAAAUAUUACAUAAUCCCGUCUACUACUGUGCAGAAAUUGAAGAGUAAACGAUCACAGAAGGUAGAAGAAGCAAAAGAACCUGAUGUAGCUAAAGAAGCAGUUUUAGAUCACAAAGAAGUUGGGGAUAGAGGUGGAGAUGUUUCAGAGGAAUCUGUUUGUUCUGCAAAAGAAUUCUAUGUCUCUAAGGAAAAGUGGUCUAGAUGUAUACAGAAGAAAAGUCAAAAAGGAAAGCAGAAGUUUGUACCACCUAUACAAAAGCCAAGAAUUCUGAGAUUGGACUGGGAGCCGAGUCUAACUUCUGUGCAAGAGCUCUCUCCAUGACUUUCUCCUUUACAUGACAUUUGAUGGUUCUUAGUACUGCUAUGUAGCCACUAAAAGAAGCAGCAAGCAAAAUUUGCUGCAGUGAAUAAAUCUGCUCUGUACUCUAUAAUUCCUUUU